GGUGUCUUGGGAUGCUGAUCCUCUUUCAGUCAAUAGAAAGAAAAGUAAAUGAAAUGCCAUAGCCAAUAUUAGAGAUAUAUUAAUUUAAGUCUUUGUUGCUUUUAUAUUUUUCUAGGACAAAGAAAUCUUCAACAACCAAAAAUGAGGUUCAUAUUCACAAGCCGGUUCUUGGCACUAUUUCUUUUUCUACAUAACCCAACCACAAUUUUUCCUACCAAUUCAAAUCAAACCUAUUCAACAAUAGAGCCGGAGCCAUUUCUUUACGUCGUAGGACGAAAGAAGAUGAUGGAUGCACAGUACAAAUGCUAUGAGCGAAUGAGGCAGUUACCCCCAUACCAAGGAGAAGGUCCGUAUUGCAAUCGCACCUGGGAUGGAUGGCUGUGCUGGGAUGACACACCGGCUGGAGUACUGUCCUAUCAGCUCUGCCCAGAUUAUUUUCCAGAUUUUGAUCCAUCAGAAAAGGCUACAAAAUACUGUGAUGAAAAAGGUGUUUGGUUUAAACAUCCUGAAAACAAUCGAACCUGGUCCAACUAUACUAUGUGCAAUGCUUUCACUCCUGAGAAACUGCAGGAUGCAUUCGUCCUUUACUAUUUGGCUAUUGUGGGUCAUUCUUUAUCAAUUUUCACCUUAGUGAUUUCCCUGGGGAUUUUCGUGUUUUUCAAAUAAUUGACAACUGUUUUUCCUUAGAACUGGAAAUAUAGGAAUGCAUUGAGCCUUGGCUGCCAAAGGGUAACCCUGCACAAGAACAUGUUUCUUACUUACAUUCUGAAUUCUAUGAUUAUCAUUAUCCAUCUGGUUGAAGUAGUGCCCAAUGGAGAGCUCGUGCGAAGGGACCCGGUGGGCUGCAAGAUUUUGCAUUUCUUCCACCAGUAUAUGAUGUCCUGCAACUAUUUCUGGAUGCUCUGUGAAGGGAUCUAUCUUCAUACCCUCAUUGUGGUGGCCGUGUUUACCGAGGAGCAACGCUUGCGGUGGUAUUAUCUCUUGGGCUGGGGGUUCCCGCUGGUGCCAACCACUAUCCAUGCUAUUACCAGGGCCCUGUACUUCAAUGACAACUGCUGGCUGAGUGCAGAUACCCAUUUGCUUUACAUAAUCCAUGGCCCUGUCAUGGCGGCACUUGUGGUCAAUUUCUUCUUUUUGCUCAACAUUGUCCGGGUGCUUGUGACCAAAAUGAGGGAAACCCAUGAGGCGGAAUCACACAUGUACCUGAAGGCUGUGAAGGCCACCAUGAUCCUUGUGCCCCUGCUGGGAAUCCAGUUUGUCGUCUUUCCCUGGAGACCUUCCAACCAGAUGCUUGGGAAGAUAUACGAUUAUGUGAUGCACUCUUUGGUUAAUUUCCAGGGAUUAUUUGUUGCAACGAUCUACUGCUUCUGCAACAAUGAGGUCCAAACUACCGUGAAGCGCCAAUGGGCCCAAUUCAAAAUUCAAUGGAAUCAGCGCUGGGGGAGCCGCCCCUCUAACCGCUCCCCUCGCCCUGCAGCAGCCGCUGCAGCUGCUGCAGCCGCCGCCGCCGCCGCCGCCGCCGCCGCUGCUGCUACCGCAGAGGCCGACAACAUUCCGGUUUUCAUCUGCCAUCAGGAGCCGAGGAAUGUACCAGCCAACAGCCAAGGCGAGGAGAAUGCUGAGAUGAUUCCUCUGAACAUCAUAGAACAAGAGUCAUCUGCUUGAAUGUGAAGCAAACACAGUAUCGUGAUCACUGAGCCAUCAUUUCCUGGGAGAAAGACCAUGCAUUUAAAGUGAUCUCCAUCCUCCCAGGAACCGAACAUAUCAUUUGUGAAGAAUUAUUCAGUGAAUUUGUCCAUAGUAAACCUGAAGAAAGUUAUUCUUGGUACUAUUGCUUUGGGAGACAGUCUAGGAAUGGAGUCUCCCACUGCAACUUGUGAACUCCAUCAUUCAUCCAGGACUGAGAUGCAAAUGUCACAGUAAUGCAAGCAAAGUAUCAAAGAAACACAAAGAAAUUGACCUAGUUCAGAUACAGGGUGCUCCUUGUUGAUAUUGAGCCAUUUAUACCUUUGAAAAAUUAAAAUCACUCUCGAUAUUUUUCUUUUUAACUCUAGAUUUUGAAUUAGAGUAUUUCUGUAUUUGACCAUGGAUCUGAUUUUUAAUUUUUUUAAUUUCAAUCAAUACUGAUGUUACUGAGAAGUUUUACCAUCCUUACAAUGUAAACCACACGAACUACGUGAUCUCUGCAAGACAAAGUAGCUUUCUAAUAGACAGAUGACUAAAUAUGUGAAGAAAAAGAC
This is a messenger RNA of Sapajus apella (tufted capuchin), 2240 nucleotides long. It is a transcript of the gene CALCR, whose product is annotated as calcitonin receptor. NCBI's taxonomy places the organism in Eukaryota, Metazoa, Chordata, Mammalia, Primates, Cebidae. The record is from RefSeq and is a predicted model, not a curated record. Gene Ontology annotation, cellular component: axon; plasma membrane. Gene Ontology annotation, molecular function: calcitonin receptor activity; amylin receptor activity. The transcript has 13 exons. Gene Ontology annotation, biological process: adenylate cyclase-activating G protein-coupled receptor signaling pathway; cell surface receptor signaling pathway; positive regulation of cytosolic calcium ion concentration.